AAUGAUGCGAACCAUAGCCUACAAUGGAAAAAUACGAUUCACAAUUCCAGGUUUUCUAAUCCCAAAAAUCCCGGGAUUGACGCUGAAAAAUCCCGGGAUUGACAUCCCUACAAGUAUCAAGUUUACCAAAAUCAUUUUUAAAUUGCCGCUCUUUUAAAUCGACUUAUCACUGUCAAACAUCGAUACAUUAUCGACCUUUGAUAUUCGACUCGGAAACUAUCGCUGAGGUGAUUAACCUAACCUAAAAUUUAUUUCAACAAGCACGUUGUUGAUGUCUACAGUCAGUGUUGUGAAAAGUGUAAUUACACUGUAAUAAAAACUAUUUGAAACAUUUUAAUGUAAAUAUUAUUGUCAAAUAUGGCUUCCACUUCAACGUAUUCUUCUGGAACACAAAUUCAAAUACGUUUCGUUACUAAACAAGAAAAAUAUUCCGUACCUGACACACCUUUUGCCGUUCCAUGCUCUAUAGCUAGUGACGAAUUGAACGCUCUUCUAAAAGAACUUUUGAAUGAAACCUCCAUAGACGACUCACAUAAAUCGGUUCUAUUCGACUUUGCCAUAUCCAAUGUUCUACUUAGACAGCCGCUCGAUAAGCAUGUAUCGGAAGUCGGACUAUCGACUGAGAAUGUUAUCGAUAUCGAAUACUUUGAGAAAUUUCCGUCGCCCGAACCGGAAGACUGUUUGAUGCAUGAUGACUGGGUGUCGUCGGUUCAUGUCAAAGGAAAUUGGAUUCUAUCUGGAUGCUACGAUAACAACGUUUAUCUGUGGACUAAGAAGGGAAAACAUAUUCUUACGAUACCUGGUCAUACAGGAGCUGUGAAAUCAGUGGCUUGGGUAUCUCAGAAUGAUACCAUUGCUUCUUUUGUCAGUGCCUCUCACGACCAAACAGCAAUGCUGUGGGAGUGGAACACAGGUAGCAAUUCGGUGGACUGUAUCCACGUGUGCAGAGGCCACGAGAGAGGACUGGAGAGUAUAGCAGUCGACCAAAAUGCCGAGAGAUUCGCUACAGGAGGAUGGGACUCGCUGCUUAAAGUGUGGUCUGCUUCUCUGCAUAGAACGGAUGACAACAGUUUGGAGGAAUCGUCCAACAAAAAAUCGAAAAAGACCUGCUCAAAAUCCCAGACUCGUACACCCCUCCUAACCUUGAAAGGUCACAAAGAAGCAAUUUCCAGCGUCCAAUGGAAGACCUCGUCCCAGCUUGUGACGUCAUCGUGGGACCACACCCUGAAGAUCUGGGACGUCGAGUACGGCAGUGUAGCCACUGAAAUAUCUGGCAACAAAACCUUCUUCGACUGCCACUGUGGUCCCAAAACUGGUUAUCUCAUAACUGCAUCAGCUGAUAGGACUAUCAGGCUCUAUGAUCCCAAAUCUGCAGACGGAACCUUGAUAAAAUCCUCAUUCCUGUCUCAUUCCGAGUGGGUGCAGACAGUUAGAUGGUCUUCCAGUGAAGAGAAUCUCUUCAUAUCUGGAGCCUAUGAUAAACACGUCAAGCUGUGGGACACCAGAAAUUGCAAAGUUGCACUCUACGAACUGCUGGGGCAUGACGAGAAAGUGUUUUGCUCGGAUUGGUCAGACGCUAAAUACAUUGUUUCGGGUGGAGCCGACAACACUCUACGCAUGUAUAGGACAAACAAAAUCAGUCAAAUCAGUGAUAAGAAAUACGACAAUGAUAUGGUUUGAGACAAGGUGUAGAUUUAUAUAAGAAUCUACGAUUUUUAAACAUUUAUAAAACAUGAAUUUGGAUGCCAUGUUGUAGGUAUCAGAGAAUAAAAUGUAUUUUCUUGUUAUUUGUAUUGAUUCAUUUGAUUGAUGGCCGGGUUUCUCAGUCGUUCAAUAAACAACGCUAUAACUAUUGA
This is a messenger RNA of Nilaparvata lugens (brown planthopper), 1856 nucleotides long. Its product is annotated as ribosome biogenesis protein WDR12 homolog. Gene Ontology annotation, molecular function: protein binding. Gene Ontology annotation, cellular component: preribosome, large subunit precursor. Lineage: Eukaryota; Metazoa; Arthropoda; Insecta; Hemiptera; Delphacidae. Gene Ontology annotation, biological process: ribosome biogenesis. The record is from RefSeq and is a predicted model, not a curated record. The coding region runs from base 358 to 1680 and encodes 440 amino acids. The transcript is spliced from 9 exons.